This is a messenger RNA of Alnus glutinosa, 743 nucleotides long. RefSeq names its product receptor-like serine/threonine-protein kinase SD1-6. The transcript is spliced from 2 exons. Bases 3 to 452 code for a protein of 149 amino acids. NCBI's taxonomy places the organism in Eukaryota, Viridiplantae, Streptophyta, Magnoliopsida, Fagales, Betulaceae. The record is from RefSeq and is a predicted model, not a curated record. Gene Ontology annotation, molecular function: ATP binding; protein serine/threonine kinase activity. Gene Ontology annotation, biological process: protein phosphorylation.
ACAUGUCUCCUGAAUAUGCUAUGGAGGGUCUAUACUCGAUAAAGUCUGAUGUCUUUAGCUUUGGAGUACUGCUACUCGAGAUCGUGAGUGGCAAAAAGAAUACUGGCUUCAACAAGAACAAGUCACUCAAUCUUCUUAUAUAUGCUUGGCAGUUGUGGAGAGAUGAUCGAAGUUUGGAGUUGAUGGAUUCGACAAUAGGGUGUCCUUCUUCCACUUCUAUUAUGUUGAGAUUCAUUAACAUUGGCCUUCUUUGUGUUCAAGAAAGCCCCGCGGAUCGACCUACUAUGCCAGACCUACUCUCAUUUAUUAGCAACGAACUUUCACCUCUACCUACACCCAAGCAACCUGCAUUUGCCACCAUCUAUAAUAUGAUGGACACAAAUUCAACAACUGCCAGGGAAGGGAGUUGCACAUUAAACAACAUCACUAUUUCAACAAUGGAAGCUCGAUGAAUGCUGUAGAACAGACGUUUCUAUCUGAUAUAGUGAUAUGUGUGGACAUGAUCAAUAUGCUUCAUACUAGUUACAAAGCGAAAUACUCAAGUAGGCCUAAGGUCUGCUAAGAAUCAGUUGGAGGCAGCGAAGGCCAAGCUGGUGGCCGGGAGCCAAGCUUGAGGCCCUGGAUAAGCUUUGGGUUGAGUCAAUUUUUCUUUCAUACACUUUUAGUCUUUGUGGUGUUAGAAUCAUUCUCAGCUGUGUAAGGAACAAUAUUUGUGAUAAUACUCGUUGAAAUAUAUUUUGGAA